This is a messenger RNA of Penicillium macrosclerotiorum, 1665 nucleotides long. Its product is annotated as MFS transporter. The record is from RefSeq and is a predicted model, not a curated record. Lineage: Eukaryota; Fungi; Ascomycota; Eurotiomycetes; Eurotiales; Aspergillaceae. Gene Ontology annotation, biological process: xenobiotic detoxification by transmembrane export across the plasma membrane. The transcript has 4 exons. Gene Ontology annotation, molecular function: fluconazole transmembrane transporter activity. Bases 1 to 1665 code for a protein of 554 amino acids.
AUGGAGACUUUUCGGGACACCGCUUUUGGAAAGCUGGUUCGUCUCUCCAGUCGGUAUAGAUGGAUGCAAUAUCCGGAAGAGCAGGAUGGCUCAAUUUGGCCUGAAUACCUCAAGCCAGAGACCGAGACGAAAGACGAAGAAGCGCCUACCCCCGUCACUGAAAAUGAGAACCAGGAGAAUUUAGAGGCAUACGGUCUAUAUACCGUUAUGUCUCAGGUAACUUCGACGCGCUCGCGGCGCAUGUCCUGUGCAUCUACCCUUCAUGAUAGACCUACGAGUAAUUCCCAGGCUACACAGCCACUCGUCAUCAGUUGGCGGGGGCCCGAUGAUCCAGAAAACCCCCAGAACUGGAGUACCAAGAAAAAGUUUCUUGUCAGUACUCAGAUUUGGUUGCUCACUUUUGCCAUUUACGUUGGUUCUGCAAUAUAUACGCCUGGAAUCCCGGGCGUUACAGAUCAAUUCGGCGUUAGCAGCGUUGCUGCCACCCUUGGCUUAACCCUGUUCAUUCCUAUGAUUGGUCGAAGCCCAACAUACGUCUUGACGUUAUUCGUAUUUGUUUUCUUUCAAUUCGGCGUGAUCUACGCCAAAAAUUUCGGUAUGCUUCUGGCAUUCCGUUUUAUCACCGGAUUUGUGGGAUCUCCUGCAUUAGCGACCGGUGCUGCCUCGAUGGGUGAUAUAUGGAGUCCUCGGAUUCGCGACUAUAUGAUCGCAGUCUGGGGUAUGUUUGCUAUCUCCGCCCCCGUGUUGGGUCCAAUGCUUGGAGGGUUCGCAGCGUCCGCCAAAGGGUGGACGUGGACUAUUUGGCAGCUUCUCUGGGUCUCGGCGUUUACUUUCGUUCUUUUGUUUUUGUUCUUACCCGAGACCUUUGCGCCAAAUAUUCUUGCUCGGCGAGCACGUCGGGUACGCCGCAUCACGGGAAAUUCGCAGUAUAUGUCUGAGUCUGAAAUCGAGAUCAAAGAAGUCAAGCCGAUGGAUGUUCUUUUCGAAUCUCUCGUCAGACCAUUCCAGCUUUGCUUCCUGGAGCCAAUUGUGCUUCUGCUUAAUCUCUAUAUUGCUCUCAUAUACGGUAUCCUUUACAUUUGGUUCGAGGCAUUUCCCAUCGUUUUCGAAGAAACACAUGGAUUCAACUCCGGCGAGAGCGGUCUUGCUUUUCUGGGCAUCCUUGUUUCAACCUGUUGUAUCACGAUCCCGGGUUACUUUUACUGGAAGUACCGCUGGCAGUCGCAGUAUUUCGAUGAAGAUGGGAAUGUUGCCCCCGAGAUGCAAAUGCCCCCUGCCUGUGUAGGUGCCUUCGCCCUCCCCAUCUCGUUAUUCUGGUUUGGCUGGACCGGGAACUUCGAAAGUGUUCACUGGAUCGUACCGAUAAUUGCCUCGAUGCUUUUUGCUGUGGGUGGCUGUCUGAUCUUCAAUUGUAUUUUCUGUUACCUAGCCCAUGCUUAUCCGCGAUAUGCGGCUUCGGUAUUGGCUGGGAACGACUUCCUGAGAUCCUCGUUUGGUGCAGGCUUUCCUCUCUUUGCUUCAGCUAUGUUUCACAAUCUUGGGGUUGGAUGGGCAUGCACUCUUCUUGGCUGCUUAACCAUUCUUUUUGUUCCAUUUCCUUUCAUUCUUGUGUGGCGAGGUCGGAGGAUUCGGUUGGCGAGUAAAUAUGCGAGACAUGAUAUCUAG